GAAGCACCGGAAUCUCUUUGUUCGCCUACGGAGCUUGAGAGCUUGCCGGCUUUGGAGUUAGGAGAAGAACCCCAGGUCGACCCCAAGAAUGAUGUUGCUCCCACUGAGCUUGAUUCAUCUGUGUCCCGUGAUGAGAUUGAACCCAAUGAAUCCAGUCACGAAAUGAUGAUGGAGGUGGAAGCUAGGAACCAGGACGUGCCAAGUCCGGGUGACUCUGCACCCUGUUCGCCUGAGCCAGAUGUCCUUCGCCGACGUGACCAGCUCAUGGCCAGCCGUGGUGACUCUCCAGCUGCUAAAGGGCGUGGGCGUGGGCGUGGAAAGGGAAAGGGAAAGGGUCGUGGGCGGGGCCGUAGUGCCAAAAAAAGUGUUGAGACUGAAGGGGAUGAGCCAGCCCCCAAGAUUCCCAAGAGCAGAGCGAAACGAUCCAAAGAACCCAAGAGCCAGAGUGUUGCUGAGGAUCCCCAACAUGAUCCACCAACUAAGAAGACACGGGAGAGGAAGGGUCGAGCAGCUUCAGCAUCAGCCAGCAGCAAGAGAAAGGCACCUGACACAAAGCAGGCAGAACCUGAGGUUGAGGGGAAGGAGGAUGCUGUACCUGCGCCCCGCAAAAAACGGGCCCCCAAGACCAAGAAGGGUGAAGAAGAGACAGACCUGGUCACCCCCCCGCGCAAGCACGAGCAGCCUGAGCAGAGCAAACCAACACCUCCCAAGGCCGCCAAGGCCAAACCCCAAGUCGUGCUUUCGGAGGAUGACAAGGAAUCCAUGAAAAAAGGCAUUCAGACCUUCGACCAUUCCACCGUUGUUCCCUAUUGGUCCAGGGCAGCUGCAGGAUUGAAGGUUACGACGGAAGCUGGAACCAGCCAGGCUAAGCUGAUUGACCUGCACGGUGGUGACUUCACCAAGGAGUCUGUGGUGCUGAGGUGGCGUGAUAUCAAAACCGAUGUCCAGCAGCUGAAACAGCACAAACGUGCUAUGGACUAA
Molecule: messenger RNA, 981 nt
Organism: Cladocopium goreaui
Lineage: Eukaryota; Dinophyceae; Suessiales; Symbiodiniaceae
Source: the annotation of a GenBank genome assembly